AUGAGGCUCCUCUCCAGAUUGGCAUCCAACAUCACGAAAACUAACUUCAGACAGUUAGCAACCAUGACACAGGCACCUUUGGACGCAUCCAAGUUGAAGAUCACCCAAACAACUACUCCUAAGGACAAACUCCCUAAUGACCAGUUGGUUUUUGGAAAAACCUUCACGGACCAUAUGUUGGAGAUUGAAUGGACAGCCGCCGACGGUUGGGCUGCUCCAACCAUCUCUCCUUACCAUAACUUCUCGUUUGACCCAUCCACUAUUGUGUUCCACUACGGAUUCGAGGCAUUCGAGGGAUUGAAGGCUUACAGAGACACCAAGAACAACAUCAGAAUCUUCAGACCAAACAAGAACAUGGAGAGAAUGAACCUGUCUGCCGAGAGAAUUGCCUUGCCAACUUUCGAUGGUGAGGAAUUCAUUAAGUUGAUUAACGAGUUCUUGAAGCUCGAACAGUCGUUUGUUCCUCAAGGUGAGGGUUACUCUUUGUACUUGAGACCUACCAUCAUCGGUACCACCGCUACCUUGGGUGUUUCUACCCCAGACAGAGCUCUUUUGUACUUAAUUGCUUCUCCUGUUGGUCCUUACUAUUCUACCGGUUUCAAGGCUGUCUCUUUGGAGGCUACUGAUUACGCCGUGAGAGCAUGGCCAGGAGGUGUUGGUAACAAGAAGUUGGGAGCCAACUACGCUCCAUGCGUUAAGCCUCAAUUGGAGGCUGCUCAGAGAGGUUUCCAGCAGAACCUUUGGUUGUUCGGUGAGGAGGGAUACAUCACUGAAGUUGGUACCAUGAACGUUUUCUUCGUUUUCAAGGACGCCUCUGGCAAGAAGGAAUUGGUGACCGCUCCUUUGGAUGGAACCAUUUUGGAGGGUGUUACCAGAGACUCUGUCUUGGCAUUGGCCAGAGCCAAGUUGCCAAGUGACGAGUGGACCGUCUCCGAGAGAAAGUUCACUAUUCACGAGGUCAAGGAGAGAGCUGCCAAGGGCGAGUUGGUUGAGGCUUUUGGUUCUGGAACCGCUGCUCUCGUCUCUCCAAUCAAGAACAUUGGCUGGAGAGGUGAAGAUAUCUCCGUUCCUUUGGCUGCUGGCGAGGCUGGUGAGUUGACCAUCCAGGUUGCUGACUGGAUCAAGAAGAUCCAGUACGGUGAAGAGGAGUUUGAGAACUGGUCCAGAGUGGCUGUUUAA
Messenger RNA from Sungouiella intermedia, 1179 nucleotides. NCBI's taxonomy places the organism in Eukaryota, Fungi, Ascomycota, Pichiomycetes, Serinales, Metschnikowiaceae. The record is from the annotation of a GenBank genome assembly.